Molecule: messenger RNA, 2144 nt
Organism: Cloeon dipterum
Lineage: Eukaryota; Metazoa; Arthropoda; Insecta; Ephemeroptera; Baetidae
Gene: Npl4
Product: nuclear protein localization 4
Exons: 10
Coding region: 156-2018 (620 amino acids)
Biological process (GO): ubiquitin-dependent protein catabolic process
Cellular component (GO): nucleus
Molecular function (GO): ubiquitin binding; ubiquitin protein ligase binding
Source: RefSeq, a predicted model, not a curated record
UCGUCGACUCCUUAGUGCACAACCUUAUUUUGCAGUUAAUGCUAGCAGUACUGCUGGCGGUGUUGUUGAUGUAAUUUCGUAUAAACCGUACAGCUGGUAGAGAAUGAAGAACGUUUGAGACUGCUUUCGACAAACCUGCAAAUCACACGUUUAAAAUGGGCUCCAAAGAUUUAGUUAUCCGGGUGCGUUCUUCGGAGAAGAUGCACAGAUUUACAUUCAGCAAUCAAUCAGCUUCCACCAUUGAUCUUCUGAAAAAAGUUUGCGAAGAAUUAAAGGACACGCCUGAGAAUUAUUCUAUGCAUUUGGAUCAAAAGCCUAGCAGCCCAGCCGUGCCGGUUUCCCAGAGGAAUCUUUUGAACAAGUUUCCAAAUGGGCAAAUAUUUUAUCUAGUUCGCUCUCCCCACGCAUCGGUUAUUGAGCCUGAGGAGCCGAUGCAGACUGAAGAGGCCAACAAAGAGCUGGCAAUGGAUGCUGUCGACGUGCAGCUCUUUGCUGAUAAAGGAAAAAUAGAGCGAGGAAGGGAUGAAAAGCUGUGCAGACACGGACCGAAUGGCCGUUGCAUCCACUGCUCACCCCUUGAGCCGUACGACGAAGCCUAUUUAAAAGAGCAUAACAUCAAGCACUUGUCCUUUCACUCUUAUUUAAAGAAAAUGUCAUCGUCAGCUAGUGGCUCAAAAUUUGUUGGAAUGGAGGAUCUCAUCUGCAAGAUAAAACCUGGAUGCAAAGAUCACUUGCCUUGGCCCAAAGGAAUUUGCUCCAAAUGCCAGCCAAGUGCUAUUACCCUCAAUCGACAGUCCUAUCGGCACGUCGACAAUGUGAUGUUUGAGAACCCAAGGCUUGUGGAGCGCUUUCUGAACUUUUGGCGCUCGACUGGCUAUCAGCGCAUCGGUUUCCUAUACGGCCGCUACGAGUCUCAUGCGGACGUGCCUCUUGGCAUCAGGGCCACAGUAGCUGCUAUUUACGAACCGCCUCAGGAAAACUCGAGGGAUCUUGUCAAGCUCCUGCCAGAUGAGCGCCAAGAGAUAGUGGACAGUUUAGCUCAAGCUCUUGGUCUCAGGAGGGUGGGCUGGAUCUUCACAGACUUGGUGGUCGACGACCCAAAACAGGGAACUGUUAAAAAUUUGCGAGGAAUCGAGAGCCACUUUCUAUCUGCGCAAGAGUGCAUCACGGCUGGCCACUUCCAGAACCGACACCCCAACUUCAUCCACAAGUCGCAGUUUGGCUCAAAGUUUGUGACCGUGUGCGUGACUGGCGAUAAGAACAAUCAGGUGCACAUGGAGGGCUACAGCGUGUCAAAUCAGUGCAUGGCGCUCGUCAGGGACAACUGCCUGGUGCCGACCAAGGACGCGUCCGAGCUGGGCUACAUCAAGAACUCGACCAACGAGCAAUACGUGCCAGACGUCUUUUACAAAGUGACUGAUGAAUAUGGUAAUGAAGUGCAAAGGCUAGCCAGACCUCUACCUGUCGAGUACUUGCUGGUGGACGUACCAGCCUCCACUCCUCUCAGCCCGCAAUUCACCUUUUUGGCAAACCAGUCCGUGCACAACAGAACUCAUUUUCCAAUAGAGAAUAGGCUCGUGGAUAAUCAAAUCCAAGACUUCAACGCCCUCACUACGUAUUACCAGCAGUUCAACCUGCUGAAUGGUGGCAGCAACACUGCUGAAAUGGCACGAAAGUUCCUCGAGGCCGUGUCUGAUUUUCAUGUUCUCUUCUACAUUGCUACCAUGGAAAUGCUGCCUUUGAAGGGCCACAUGGCUCCUCUUCUGGAAGCAGUAAAGUCGGAGGACGCAGAGGCUGCUUGGACGUGGUCGCGAACGUCACAGUGGACGACUGUGGAGCAGUUGAUGCUCGCCGCCGCAGGCUCGGACAUGUCGGCGAGGAGCAGUUUCUUGCCGAUGAACGAGGCGCCACCGCAGAUCCCGCCGUUGCCCUCCGCUGCGCCGUGGGUGUGCAACUACUGCACAUUUGAAAACCAGGCUCAACACUCGAGCUGCGAAAUGUGCAACUUGCCUCGGUAGACUCAUUUUCAUCUUUUCUCAUCACAAUUUACUGAGCUUUGAUUUCGGUUGCUGCUGUUAAUUUUUUGCUGUUUGGACCGAAAAUUAUUUGUACAUGGAAAGAACAGAAUGAAAAUUUGCUACUGA